AUGAGUGCAAGCUCAGAUGCUGAGAUGGCUAUUUUUGGCGAAGCUGCUCCUUACCUUCGAAAAUCGGAAAAGGAGCGGAUUGAAGCCCAAAACAAGCCCUUUGAUGCUAAAACAUCAGUUUUUGUCACGGAGCCCAAGGAAUCCUAUGUGAAGAGCAUCAUACAAAGCAAGGAAGGGGGGAAAGUAACUGUAAAGACAGAACGUGGAGCAACUCUAACUGUCAGAGAAGACCAAGUCUUCCCCAUGAACCCUCCCAAAUACGACAAGAUCGAGGACAUGGCCAUGAUGACCCACCUGCACGAGCCGGGCGUGCUGUACAACCUCAAAGAGCGUUACGCAGCCUGGAUGAUCUACACCUACUCGGGCCUCUUCUGUGUCACCGUCAACCCCUACAAGUGGCUGCCGGUGUACAACCCCGAGGUGGUGACGGCCUACAGAGGCAAAAAGCGCCAGGAGGCCCCGCCCCACAUCUUCUCCAUCUCCGACAACGCCUAUCAGUUCAUGCUGACUGACCGUGAGAAUCAGUCCAUCCUAAUCACCGGAGAAUCCGGGGCAGGAAAGACUGUGAACACGAAGCGUGUCAUCCAGUACUUUGCAACAAUCGCCGUCACUGGGGAGAAGAAGAAGGAGGAACCUACUUCUGGCAAAAUGCAGGGGACUCUGGAAGAUCAGAUCAUCAGUGCCAACCCCCUGCUCGAGGCCUUUGGCAACGCCAAGACCGUGAGGAAUGACAACUCCUCUCGCUUUGGUAAAUUCAUCAGGAUCCACUUCGGUACCACUGGGAAGCUGGCUUCUGCUGACAUCGAAACAUAUCUUCUAGAAAAGUCUAGAGUUACUUUCCAGUUGAAGGCAGAAAGAAGCUACCAUAUUUUUUAUCAGAUCACUUCCAAUAAGAAGCCAGAUCUGAUUGAAAUGCUCCUGAUCACCACCAACCCAUAUGACUACGCUUUUGUCAGUCAAGGCGAGAUCACUGUCCCCAGCAUUGAUGACCAAGAGGAGCUGAUGGCCACUGAUAGUGCCAUUGAUAUCCUGGGCUUUACUCCUGAGGAGAAAGUAUCCAUCUACAAGCUCACAGGGGCAGUAAUGCAUUAUGGGAACAUGAAAUUCAAGCAAAAGCAACGUGAGGAGCAAGCGGAGCCAGAUGGCACAGAAGUUGCUGACAAGGCUGCCUACCUCCAGAGUCUGAACUCUGCUGACCUGCUCAAAGCCCUCUGCUACCCCAGGGUCAAGGUCGGCAAUGAGUUUGUCACCAAAGGCCAGACUGUCCAGCAGGCAAGUGCAUAACUCUAUGAAUCUCACACCCCAGGCCUUCAGAACACGUCAUUAAAAACUCUAACAGUCAUUACCAUGUCUAAGGUGACCAAUGCGGUGGGUGCUCUGGCCAAAGCCGUCUACGAGAAGAUGUUCCUGUGGAUGGUCACCCGCAUCAACCAGCAGCUGGACACCAAGCAGCCCAGGCAGUACUUCAUCGGCGUCUUGGACAUCGCCGGCUUUGAGAUCUUUGAUUUCAACAGCCUGGAGCAGCUGUGCAUCAACUUCACCAACGAGAAACUGCAACAGUUUUUCAACCACCACAUGUUCGUGCUGGAGCAGGAGGAGUACAAGAAGGAAGGCAUUGAGUGGACGUUCAUCGACUUCGGGAUGGACCUGGCCGCCUGCAUCGAGCUCAUUGAGAAGCCACUGGGCAUCUUCUCCAUCCUGGAGGAGGAGUGCAUGUUCCCCAAGGCCACAGACACCUCCUUCAAGAACAAGCUCUAUGACCAGCACCUGGGCAAGUCGGCCAACUUCCAGAAGCCCAAGGUGCUCAAGGGCAGGGCCGAGGCCCACUUCUCCCUGAUCCACUACGCGGGCACCGUGGACUACAACAUUGCUGGCUGGCUGGACAAGAACAAGGACCCCCUGAAUGACACAGUGGUGGGGCUGUACCAGAAGUCUGCAAUGAAGACUCUGGCCAGUCUCUUUUCUACAUACGCUAGUGCUGAAGCCGACAGCGGCACAAAGAAAGGUGCUAAGAAGAAGGGUUCAUCUUUCCAGACUGUGUCAGCCCUUUUCAGGGAGAACUUAAAUAAACUGAUGACCAAUCUGAGGAGCACUCACCCUCACUUUGUACGGUGUAUCAUUCCCAAUGAAACCAAAACUCCUGGGGCCAUGGAGCAUGAACUCGUCCUGCACCAGCUGAGGUGUAACGGCGUGCUGGAGGGCAUCCGCAUCUGCAGGAAGGGCUUCCCAAGCAGAAUCCUAUACGGGGAUUUUAAACAAAGAUACAAAGUUUUAAAUGCAAGUGCUAUUCCAGAUGGACAGUUCAUCGACAGCAAGAAGGCUUCGGAGAAACUUCUUGCCUCAAUUGAUAUUGACCACACCCAGUACAAAUUUGGACAUACAAAGGUUUUCUUCAAAGCUGGCCUUCUGGGUCUUCUGGAAGAAAUGAGAGAUGAAAAGUUGGCUCAGAUUAUAACAAGAACUCAAGCCGUCUGCAGGGGAUUCCUGAUGAGGGUAGAAUAUCAGAAGAUGCUGCAGAGGAGAGAAGCUCUUUUCUGCAUCCAAUACAACAUCCGAGCCUUCAUGAACGUCAAGCACUGGCCCUGGAUGAAACUCUUCUUCAAGAUCAAGCCUCUGCUCAAGAGCGCAGAGACCGAGAAGGAGAUGGCCACCAUGAAGGAGGAGUUCCAGAAAACCAAGGAUGAACUCGCCAAGUCAGAGGCCAAGAGGAAGGAACUGGAGGAAAAGAUGGUGACUCUCUUGAAAGAGAAAAACGACCUGCAGCUCCAGGUUCAGUCUGAAGCUGAUGCCUUGGCUGAUGCAGAGGAAAGGUGUGAGCAACUGAUUAAAAACAAAAUCCAGCUGGAGGCCAAAAUCAAGGAGGUGACUGAGAGAGCUGAGGAUGAGGAAGAGAUCAAUGCCGACCUGACAGCCAAGAAGAGGAAACUGGAGGAUGAGUGCUCAGAACUGAAGAAAGACAUCGAUGACCUUGAGCUGACACUGGCCAAGGUUGAAAAGGAGAAACAUGCCACAGAGAACAAGGUGAAAAACCUCACGGAAGAGAUGGCAGGCCUGGACGAAACCAUUGCAAAGCUGACCAAGGAGAAGAAGGCCCUCCAGGAGGCCCACCAGCAGACCCUGGAUGACCUGCAGGCAGAAGAGGACAAAGUCAACACCCUGAACAAAGCUAAAGCCAAGCUAGAGCAGCAAGUGGAUGAUCUUGAAGGGUCUCUGGAGCAAGAAAAGAAACUUCGAAUGGAUCUAGAAAGAGCUAAGAGGAAACUGGAGGGUGACCUAAAAUUGGCCCAAGAAUCCAUAAUAGAUAUAGAAAAUGACAAACAACAGCUUGAUGAGAAACUUAAAAAGAAAGAAUUUGAAAUCAGCAAUCUGCUAAGCAAAAUUGACGAUGAGCAGGCGGUAGAAAUUCAACUACAGAAGAAGAUCAAAGAGUUGCAGGCCCGCAUUGAGGAGCUUGAAGAGGAGAUCGAGGCAGAGCGGGCCUCCAGGGCCAAAGCAGAGAAGCAGCGCUCCGACCUCUCCCGGGAACUGGAGGAGAUCAGCGAGAGGCUGGAAGAAGCCGGAGGGGCGACGUCAGCCCAGAUUGAGAUGAACAAGAAGCGCGAGGCUGAGUUCCAGAAGAUGCGCCGGGACCUGGAGGAGGCCACCCUGCAGCAUGAGGCCACGGCAGCUGCUCUUAGGAAGAAGCACGCAGACAGCGUGGCUGAGCUAGGGGAGCAAAUCGACAACCUGCAGAGGGUCAAGCAGAAGCUGGAGAAGGAGAAGAGUGAGCUGAAGAUGGAGAUUGAUGACCUCAGCAGUAAUGCAGAGACCAUUUCCAAAGCCAAGGGAAACCUGGAAAAGAUGUGCCGCACUCUAGAAGAUCAAAUGAGUGAACUUAAGACAAAGGAGGAAGAGCAGCAGCGGCUGAUCAAUGACCUGACAGCUCAAAGAGCACGCCUGCAGACAGAAGCUGGUGAAUAUUCACGACAACUGGAUGAGAAAGAUGCUUUGGUCUCUCAACUUUCAAGGACUAAACAAGCAUCUACUCAGCAGAUUGAGGAGCUAAAACGUCAGCUAGAGGAAGAAACGAAAGCCAAGAAUGCCCUGGCGCACGCCCUGCAGUCCUCCCGCCACGACUGCGACCUGCUGCGGGAACAGUAUGAGGAGGAGCAGGAAGCCAAGGCCGAGCUGCAGAGGGCGCUGUCCAAGGCCAACAGCGAGGUUGCCCAGUGGAGGACCAAGUACGAGACGGACGCCAUCCAGCGCACCGAGGAGCUGGAGGAGGCCAAGAAGAAGCUGGCCCAGCGUCUGCAGGAAGCUGAGGAACAUGUAGAAGCCGUGAACGCCAAGUGCGCCUCCCUUGAGAAGACCAAGCAGCGGCUCCAGAAUGAGGUCGAGGACCUCAUGCUCGAUGUGGAGAGGUCCAAUGCUGCCUGUGCGGCUCUGGAUAAGAAGCAGAGGAAUUUUGACAAGGUCCUAUCAGAAUGGAAACAAAAGUAUGAGGAAACUCAGGCUGAACUUGAGGCCUCCCAGAAGGAGUCUCGUUCACUCAGCACUGAGCUGUUCAAGGUCAAGAAUGCCUACGAGGAAUCCCUGGACCAACUUGAAACGCUAAAGAGGGAAAAUAAGAACUUGCAGCAGGAGAUUUCUGACCUCACGGAGCAGAUUGCAGAGGGAGGGAAGCAAAUCCAUGAAUUGGAAAAAAUAAAGAAGCAACUGGAACAAGAGAAAUGUGAUAUUCAGGCUGCCUUAGAGGAAGCAGAGGCAUCGCUUGAACAUGAAGAGGGAAAGAUCCUGCGCAUCCAGCUGGAGCUGAACCAAGUCAAGGCCGACGUUGAUAGAAAAAUUGCCGAAAAAGAUGAGGAAAUUGAACAGCUGAAGAGGAACCACAUUAGAGUGGUAGAGUCCAUGCAGAGCACGCUGGAUGCUGAGAUCAGGAGCAGGAAUGAUGCCCUGAGAGUCAAGAAGAAGAUGGAAGGAGAUUUGAAUGAAAUGGAAAUCCAGCUGAACCACGCCAACCGCUUGGCAGCAGAGAGCUUGAGGAACUACAGGAACACCCAAGGCAUCCUCAAGGACACCCAGCUCCACCUGGACGACGCUCUCCGAGGCCAGGAGGACCUGAAGGAGCAGCUGGCCAUCGUGGAGCGCAGAGCCAGCCUGCUGCAGGCUGAGGUGGAGGAGCUGCGGGCCACUCUGGAGCAGACGGAGAGGAGCAGGAAAAUUGCAGAACAGGAGCUUCUGGAUGCCAGUGAGCGAGUCCAGCUCCUGCACACCCAGAACACCAGCCUGAUCAACACCAAGAAGAAAUUAGAAAGUGAUAUUUCACAACUCCAGAGUGAAGUGGAAGAAGUAAUCCAAGAGUCACGCAACGCAGAAGAGAAGGCCAAGAAGGCCAUCACUGAUGCAGCCAUGAUGGCCGAGGAGCUGAAGAAGGAGCAGGACACCAGCGCCCACCUGGAGCGGAUGAAGAAGAACCUGGAACAGACGGUGAAGGACCUGCAGCACCGCCUGGAUGAGGCGGAGCAGCUGGCCCUGAAGGGCGGGAAGAAGCAGAUCCAGAAACUGGAGGCCAGAGUACGUGAACUUGAAGGAGAAGUUGAAAGCGAGCAGAAACGUAACGCUGAGGCUGUUAAAGGUUUGCGGAAACAUGAGAGAAGAGUAAAGGAACUCACCUACCAGACUGAGGAAGACCGCAAAAAUAUUCUCAGGCUGCAGGACUUGGUAGAUAAAUUACAGGCGAAGGUGAAAUCAUACAAGAGACAAGCUGAGGAGGCUGAGGAACAAUCCAACGCCAAUCUUGCCAAAAUCCGCAAGCUCCAGCAUGAGCUGGAAGAGGCCGAGGAACGGGCUGACAUUGCUGAGUCCCAGGUCAACAAGCUGCGGGUCAAGAGCCGGGAGAUCCACCCAAAAGUCAGUGCAGAGUGAACAUAUUUGCCUGAUGCUGCCAAGGGGCUACAGAAGGCACAAAAUGUGCUAUUCUGGGUCACUUGC
Molecule: messenger RNA, 5970 nt
Organism: Phacochoerus africanus (Common warthog)
Lineage: Eukaryota; Metazoa; Chordata; Mammalia; Artiodactyla; Suidae
Product: myosin-8-like
Cellular component (GO): myosin complex
Molecular function (GO): actin filament binding; cytoskeletal motor activity; ATP binding
Source: RefSeq, a predicted model, not a curated record